CCCCUGUUCGAGAUUCCGUUAACGCUGCGCCGUCAGAUCAGAUAGCAGCAUCGAUCGGGUAACGACGCUAGAUCACCGCGGCAGCUUGCGCCGCGCACGGGCGCGCUCAUCGCCAACGUCUUUCUCGCAAUAUUCAGAGUCGUACAAAUGGCCGCGCAGUGAUCAGACGCACGACGUGUGCUCUGUGCAUUUUUGAUUGUGACUACACAUCGAGGUGCCCACCGCAGUGAUUACAACAGCUGCCGAGAUACUGCAUUAACAUGUAAAGCGACCGCUCAUCCAGCUCUACUCGGAAUCUCUCGUUCGCCAGCUCAACAUCACUCGUCAUCAUUCCGUCAUUCUCAUCACGGGAAUUGGUGGCGAAGAAGGCGACGCAAACUCGAGGAGUUGAAUGCUUACACUCCACUCAUUUCAUUCAAGAACAGACGUCAUUAUUCAAGCUCACAUUCUGCAGACGUUAACAAACAUCCUGCCAUCCUUCAACGCUGCACCACAAGAAUGGCCGCAUCUCACCAAGCUGACCUUGGCUGAUCCAGAUUUCCUAACACCACGGCCAGUGGAUAUCAUCAUUGGAGCUGACUCAUAUGGACAGAUCAUCAAGCCCAACAUCAUCAAACGAGAUACAUUGAUGCCAAUUGCGCAGCUCUCUUCGGAUAGCUCGUUCUCGGACCUGUUAAUACAUCAUCAUCGGCAAUUGCCACCGUGCAUCAUGCCUCCGUUCAGGAGGGAGAAGAUGCUCUUGACGACUUGCUGGCGAAAUCUGGAUACAAGAAGGAGAGCCUGCGAGCAACAAUCUUGAUCUUAUUCCUGACGAGCAAAGAUGUGAAGAACAUUUCAAGAGUACUGUUUCACGGAAUUCAACAGGUCGAUACAGAGUUCGACUUACACUGAAAUCAUCACUUGAUACUCUUGGCGAUUCGUAUCUCACUGCGCAUCGAUAUUUGAAAGGUUUACAAAGAAGACUCUCACGAGAUGACAACUAUCGACGUCUGUAUCAUCAGUUUAUGAUACUCUAUCGAAAGCUCAAUCACAUGAAGCUUUACCCGUUUCCAGUCAGCACAUACAAGAUUACUUGCCACAUCAUGGAGUGCUCAAACCAGACAGUGCAACCACAACAUUACGUGUGGUAUUUAAUGGCUCGAGUGCAUCUACAUCCAGCCGCUCAUUUAAUGAUCUCAUGCACACAGGAGCCAAACUGCAUUUCGACAUCACCGAUGUCUUGCUCUGGAUUCGACAAGUUCGGCACUUAGUUGCCACUGACAUCACCAAAGGGUAUAGGCAGAUCAACGUGCAUGAAGAUGACUGAAAGUUACAACGGACUCACUGGAUAGAUGAACAACUCAAUGAAGUGCCAUAUCAUCUAACAACGGUCGAUAUGUUGAUGACAAUUCUGGAGGCGACGACACCGUUCAGCAGGUAGUCAAUACUGCUCAACGGACUUGUGCAUGGCGGGCGGCUUCCCAUUAGCAAGGUGGCACGCGACUCAUCAAGAUGUACUCACUGCGGUUCAAGCAGAAAAAGACCAGGGCUCACAAACUACAUUGACGAUU
Messenger RNA from Temnothorax curvispinosus, 1550 nucleotides. RefSeq lists its product as uncharacterized. Lineage: Eukaryota; Metazoa; Arthropoda; Insecta; Hymenoptera; Formicidae. The record is from RefSeq and is a predicted model, not a curated record. The transcript has 2 exons. Bases 392 to 799 code for a protein of 135 amino acids.